AUUGACUUACUAAUUUGAAUGAGUAUUUACGACAAAAAAUGUUGUUUGCCCCUGCUGAAAGUAAUGUAUUGAUAUCAGUGUGUUCUAGGUCAAUGGCUUCUAAGACUCCAGUUGGAUUCAUUGGACUAGGCAACAUGGGGAAUCCAAUGGCAAAAAAUCUCAUGAAACAUGGCUAUCCGCUGAUUAUUUAUGACGUGUUCCCUGAUGCAUGCAAAGAAUUUAGAGAUGCUGGUGAACAGGUAGUAUCUUCCCCAGCAGAUGUAGCGGAAAAAGCCGACAGAAUUAUUACAAUGCUGCCCACCAGUAUCAAUGCAAUAGAAGCUUAUUCUGGAGCAAAUGGGAUUCUAAAAAAAGUGAAGAAAGGCUCAUUAUUAAUAGAUUCCAGUACUAUUGACCCUGCAGUUUCAAAAGAAUUGGCCAAAGAAGUUGAGAAAAUGGGAGCAGUUUUCAUGGAUGCCCCUGUUUCUGGUGGUGUUGGAGCUGCCAGGUCUGGGAAUCUCACAUUCAUGGUGGGAGGAGUUGAAGAUGAAUUUGCUGCUGCCCAAGAGUUGCUGGGGUGCAUGGGCUCCAAUGUGGUGUACUGUGGAGCUGUCGGGACUGGGCAGGCUGCAAAGAUCUGCAACAACAUGCUGUUAGCUAUUAGUAUGAUUGGAACUGCUGAAGCUAUGAAUCUUGGAAUCAGGUUAGGGCUUGACCCAAAACUGUUGGCUAAAAUCCUAAAUAUGAGCUCAGGACGGUGCUGGUCAAGUGACACUUACACCCCUGUACCUGGGGUGAUGGAUGGAGUUCCUUCGGCUAAUAAUUAUCAAGGUGGAUUUGGAACAACACUCAUGGCUAAGGAUCUGGGAUUGGCACAAGACUCUGCUACCAGCACAAAGAGCCCAAUCCUUCUGGGCAGUCUAGCCCAUCAGAUCUACAGGAUGAUGUGUGCCAAGGGCUACUCAAAGAAAGACUUCUCAUCCGUGUUCCAGUUUCUACGAGAGGAAGAGACCUUUUGAACCUGCCCUUUGGCCAUGGACACUGUUGGGAACUCACUUCCAUCUCCAAGCCUCCCUCUAGCUCACUCCACAAGUAAAUGGGCUUAAUCAGAGUCCUGUCUGCUUUCGAUUGUCUAGUUGCAAUAAUCCCUAGGGUUUUUCACUCACUUCUAAUUGCUUACUCUUUUUUGUUAGUAAACGUGUUAUCUGGGAUUUUUUUUCCCUGUAAGUUACUAAUGGUCAUUGCUAACUAGCUAAAUUUAUUUACUUUUUUUUUUUUUUAAUUUUGAUCUCGGCAUCUUCAACUAAAUUGUUGAAUACUUAAAUCAGGAUAUUAUUUACACCACUUUACAAAUAAAACCAAAUAUUUUGUCAAUAGGAUGAAACCCAUCUUAUUGGGAAGAGAAGAAAUUAGUGUGAGGAGAGGAGUUGAAGAAGUACCCUCGGGAAGUUUGUCCAGUGAACUGAAUGGUGGUAUCCUUGCAUGUCUGAGGUUACUGAUCUUAUUUUCUAGAAAGUUAAUAAAAGCAAGAGAACCUGUUGCUGUAUGUUUUCUAUUUGGACUCAAUUACAGGAUCUUACUAGGCGUCUCUUUUGUUAAACUCCCAGUACUCAGCAGACUUGUUUUUUUAUAUAUAUUAUUUUUGCUUCCUUGUACAUUCUUACUACAUAUUUUUUGACUUUGAGAGAAAGACAUCUUUAGACCUAUUUCAGAGCCAAUGAUGAUACUUGCUUUAGAUAAUUAUUACAUUAUUCUAAAUAUAAUGAUAUUAUUUUGAAUUUAAAUAAAUUUCUAUGCUGAUAAUA
Tupaia belangeri chinensis (Chinese tree shrew) is the source of this 1784-nucleotide messenger RNA. It is a transcript of the gene HIBADH, whose product is annotated as 3-hydroxyisobutyrate dehydrogenase. Bases 39 to 998 code for a protein of 319 amino acids. Gene Ontology annotation, biological process: L-valine catabolic process. Lineage: Eukaryota; Metazoa; Chordata; Mammalia; Scandentia; Tupaiidae. The record is from RefSeq and is a predicted model, not a curated record. Gene Ontology annotation, molecular function: NADP binding; 3-hydroxyisobutyrate dehydrogenase activity; NAD binding. Gene Ontology annotation, cellular component: mitochondrion. The transcript is spliced from 7 exons.